AUCUAUUUACAAAUGGUUUGUUAUUUUUGAUUGGGUUUAUAUCGAGGAGGUUCUUGACCUGGUUGUGAUUUUAAACAUUCAAAAAAGACACCAAAAGGUUUAAUGAUAUCAAAAGCUAACAGCCCUUCUAAAGCAUCUUCGAGGUGUCCAUUACAACGAUGUUGAUGAGGCUUUGUGUCGGGUGUGUCACUGUGUUUAUUGAAAACAAAAGGUUUUUGCUUGUCUUCUGACAUGAGAAAAAAGAGUAUAAAAAGUUUUUUUUUUUCUCCCUGGCGUACCUAUUUGAACCAUUCAUUUUCGAUCUCCUUUUCUAUACUCUUUGACUCUGAUGAAUCCUUUUACUUUAGGAUCGUUUGAUAUUCAACAAUUUGACUCGAUCGUGCAUAGUUUUUAUGAAGGCAAUAACAAUACGGAGCGACAAAAAGCACAGGUAGCAUUGACUACUUUUCAGAGUGAUCCGAAUGCAUGGCAGCUUGUGGAUCAUAUUCUAGAGCAAUCGAGUAGUCUGCAAGCCAAAUUUAUAGCAUUGGGAGUACUUGAGGAAUUUAUCAAGGUCAGAUGGAAUGCACUACCUAUGGAUCAAAGGCUCAUGAUGCGCAAUUAUAUUGUCAAGAGCAUUAUCGACAUUGCUUCAAAUGAAUCCACACUUCGAUCACACACAGCUUAUUUGAACAAGCUGGAUUUAGUACUUGUUCAGAUACUGAAGAAAGAUUGGCCACAGUAUUGGCCUUCUUUUAUUCAAGAGAUUGUUGAUUCAAGUGCCACAAGUAGUAGUCUAUGUGAAAACAACAUGAAGAUACUCAAAUUUCUAAGUGAAGAAGUGUUUGAUUUCUCUAUGGAUCACAUGACUCUGUCAAAAAUGACAAAGCUAAAGAAUCAGAUGGUGAAUGAAUUUGGCACUGUCUUUGAUUUAUGUAAACGAGUACUUUCAAGCCCUUCUAAUGGUAUACAUUUGAUUCAUGCCACAUUAGAAACACUGUAUCGAUUUAUCAGUUGGAUUCCUAUUCAGUUUGUGUAUCGACAAGAUUUGAUUCAAAUUAUUGAAGCCAACCUCAGACAAGCAACAUCACCCGCACAAAAGAAUUUAGCACUCCAAUGCUUUACAGAGAUCAUUGGACUGAAUUCGGUAGACACACAACAAUACAGUGAUAUUAUCUUGAAUAUCUAUUCCAUUGUCUAUAGUGAAAUGGUGCCAUUCGAUACACAAGUCCAUGAUAUAUCUGAUCCAUUUAUAGAGACCUUGGCUAUCUUUCUAACUACCAUCUUGGGCAAAUACAGAACAUUGAUUGAAUCAACAGAAAGUGGUAGUGUGUACCAUGCGCUGGAAUACUUGUUGAGCGUAUCUCGUAUUCCUGAAAGGGAAAUAUGGAAGAUUUGUCUAGAAUAUUGGGGGAAAUUAGCGUACGAUAUUGUACAAGAUUCAAACCAUGGUCAAUCGUCUCCUUAUCAAGCCAUUCUAAAAGAACUGGCUCUAGUCAUGGUAGACAAUAUGGUCAAACCUGACGAUGUAUUGAUCAUAGAAAACGAUGAUGGAGACAUCAGCCGAGAAUUCAUCAAACAGAGCGACACCACUGUCCUCUCAAGAUCCAUGCGACAUGUGUUUAGUCUGUUGACAAGCCUGGAUCCAGUCUAUAUCCAGACCAUGAUACGCGAUAAACUCCAUCCAUUCCAGCUGAACAAGACACCCGCUUGGUCAUGGAAUCAACUCUUUCAUGUCUGUUGGGCCAUUGGCUCUAUUUCAGGUGCCAUUACAGAACAGCAAGAAAACGAGUUUUUAGAGUCGAUUGUCUUGAAAGACUUGGUUGGGUUGUUGCCAAAAGAAGGCACAGACAGUGAUCAGGAAUGGGUGGUGGCUUCUUGUGUUUUAUACAUUGCUUGUCAAUAUCCUCACUUUUUAAAAUCGCAUUGGGAUUUUACUUCUUUCUUACUGAAAAAGAUUGUUGUUUAUAUGCAGCAUGAACAAUUGGCUAUCAGAGAAAUGGCUUGUGAUUCAUUCUUGAAGAUAUGUCAGUGCUGUAAAGAAGAGCUGGUGAUGCCACAUCAAUUGUCGAACGGACAGAAUGAAGUUUCUGCUUUGGCUUCCUUUUUGAGUUUAUUAGCCUCGAUUGUUGUUGGCCUUGAUGCUCAUCAGUCUAGCAUGGUCUAUGAAGCCAUGGGUACCUUAAUUUCCACUUCAGUAGAUCCUCUUGUACAACAGCAAUCCAUUCGUCUCUUGAUGCACAUGCCAAAUCAAACAAUUAAUCAAACGCUACUUGGCUUUGACAGUACAGUCCAAUCACUUAAGACCAUCAUUCAAGUAUUACGAGUUAAUAUUGCUGUAUGUAAACCAGUAGGACCUAUCUUCAAGACUCAGUUACAAGAAACAAUACCCAUGUUGACACAGUGCUAUGAACUUGCCAGUCAACAUAUCAACCACCAUGAUGCACAAGUGCAACUCUAUCAUCGUAUUCGAAAAUUGAUUCUUGAGCUACUCGAGACUUUCUUUUUGUCUCAUGAAAAGAUGGACAUGCAAGAUCAAACUAUGCUCUUUCAUCUUGUGCGUGCUAUCUUAAUGGACUAUAGAAACUGUAGUGAUCUCUCCAAGCGAGAACCAACUGUCUUGAGUUUACUUACGAGUUUAUUUGAGAAAAUACAGGACCCCAUCUGGCCAGAUUUAUUAGAAGAGACCAUUGAUAUUGAAUUCAGGUCCACACUGCCUAUGAUCACAGCCAACUUUGUUGAUUAUCCUGAAUUUAGACAUGAAUUCUAUCGAUUAUUACGAGUAUUAAACAGAAGAUGCUUUCUUAACUUGUUUCAAUCAUCUCAACUCUUUCAGCUUAUGAUUGAUAGUAUGAUGUGGGGAACAAAGCAUACAGUAAGAGAAAUAUCCCAGAUGGCUCUCCAGACAUGUUUAGAUAUGAUCAAUACAGUAGCACGUAUGGAAGACGAAGAUAUUUCAAGUCAAUUCUUUGAGACAUUCUAUGUACGCAUUCUGACAGACAUUUUGGAAGUGCUGGUAGAUCCUGACUGUCGCAAUGGAUUCAACUAUCAAAGUCAAUUGUUGUCUCGCAUGUUUGAAUUAGUACAAGAAGGCGAGAUUUAUACUCGCUUGUUUGAUCCUAAUCAAGUAUCAGAUCCACUCAUGUCCAAUGUUGAAUUCUUGCAACAGUAUGUCUUGAAUUUGUUAUGCAAUGCUUUCCCUUUGCUUUACAAGGAUCAAAUUGAAGUACUUGUGAUGGGAAUGUUUGAGUACAGUGGUGAUUUACAACGAUUUCAAAAUGAUAUUCGUGAUUUCUUGAUUGACAUACGAGAAGUAGGUGAAGCUUCUGCAGGACAACAAAGAGAUCAAGAAAAGAUCAAUGCAGAGCUAGAAUUGUUAAGACAGUUGUGA
This is a messenger RNA of Gilbertella persicaria, 3370 nucleotides long. RefSeq names its product armadillo-type protein. Gene Ontology annotation, molecular function: nuclear export signal receptor activity; small GTPase binding. The coding region runs from base 329 to 3370 and encodes 1013 amino acids. The transcript is spliced from 13 exons. The record is from RefSeq and is a predicted model, not a curated record. Gene Ontology annotation, cellular component: cytoplasm; nucleus. Gene Ontology annotation, biological process: ribosomal large subunit export from nucleus; ribosomal small subunit export from nucleus; protein export from nucleus. NCBI's taxonomy places the organism in Eukaryota, Fungi, Mucoromycota, Mucoromycetes, Mucorales, Choanephoraceae.